AUGACACCAAGUUCAACUAAAAAAAUUAAGCAAAGAAGAAGUACUUCAUGUACAGUAUGUCGAACAAUUAAAAGAAAAUGUGACGGGAAUACACCGUGUUCAAAUUGUCUUAAAAGAAAUCAAGAAUGUAUUUAUCCCGAUGUUGACAAAAGAAAGAAACGUUAUUCAAUAGAGUAUAUUACCAAUUUAGAGAAUACAAAUCAACAAUUACACGACCAACUCCAGAGUCUAAUUGAUUUGAAAGAUAAUCCUUAUCAAUUGCAUUUGAAAAUAACUGAAAUACUCGAAUCCUCGAGUCUGUUUUUAGACAAUUCAGAGACUAAACUGGAUUCAUCUCUUGGUUCACCAGAAUUAUCGAAAUCUGAAGCCUCGUUGGCGAAUUCAUUUACUUUAGGAGGUGAAUUAGUAGUCAGUUCUAGAGAACAAGGUGCAAACUUUCACGUCCACCUUAACCAACAACAACAACAACAACAACCACUGCCACAAUCACUAUCACAAUCUAGUGCAAGUGAAGUAAGCACAAGAUCUUCACCUGCAUCUCCUAAUUCAACUAUUAGUUUGGCUCCUCAGAUAUUGAGAAUUCCAUCACGACCAUUUCAACAACAAACACGACAAAAUCUUCUCCGGCAAUCUGACUUGCCAUUACACUACCCUAUUUCAGGCAAAACUUCUGGACCCAAUGCUUCUAAUAUUACUGGUAGUAUUGCUAGUACGAUUAGUGGUAGUAGAAAAAGUAGUAUAUCAGUUGAUAUAUCACCUCCACCACUGUUACCAGUUUUCCCAACUUCAGGACCUACAUUACCUACUUUAUUACCUGAACCACUACCAAGAAAUGAUUUUGAUUUCGCUCCUAAAUUUUUCCCUGCACCUGGUGGGAAAUCAAAUAUGGCAUUUGGAGCCACAACUGUUUAUGAUGCUGAUGAAUCCAUGGUAAUGAAUGUAAAUCAAAUUGAAGAAAGAUGGGGUACUGGUAUCAAGUUGGCCAAAUUGAGAAAUGUUCCUAAUAUUCAAAAUAGAUCUUCUUCUUCUUCUUCCACCUUAAUUAAAGUGAAUAAAAGAACUAUAGAAGAAGUUAUUAAAAUGAUUACAAAUUCAAAAGCUAAAAAAUAUUUUGCGUUAGCAUUCAAAUAUUUUGAUCGACCAAUUUUAUGUUAUUUGAUUCCUAGAGGGAAAGUCAUCAAAUUAUAUGAAGAAAUAUGUGCCCACAAGAAUGAUUUAGCAACAGUUGAAGAUAUUUUAGGGUUAUACCCCACGAAUCAAUUUAUAUCAAUUGAAUUAAUUGCUGCUUUGAUAGCUUCUGGGGCUUUAUAUGAUGAUAAUAUUGAUUGUGUUCGAGAAUAUUUGACAUUACUGAAAACGGAAAUGUUUAUAAACAAUUCCGGAUGUCUUGUAUUCAAUGAAAGUUCUUAUCCUAAAUUACAAGCGAUGUUAGUAUGUGCCCUUUUAGAAUUAGGAUUAGGGGAAUUAACUACUGCAUGGGAAUUAUCUGGAAUUGCCCUCCGAAUGGGAAUAGAUUUGGGAUUUGAUAGUUUUAUUUAUGAUGAUUCUGAUAAAGAAAUUGAUAAUUUGAGAAAUUUAGUAUUUUGGGGGAGUUAUAUAAUUGAUAAAUAUGCUGGAUUAAUAUUUGGUCGUAUUACAAUGUUAUAUGUCGAUAAUAGUGUUCCUUUGAUAUUUCUCCCAAAUAGACAGGGUAAAUUACCUUGUUUAGCCCAAUUAAUUAUUGAUACUCAACCAAUGAUAAGUUCUAUUUAUGAAACUAUACCUGAAACUAAAAAUGAUCCUGAGAUGUCGAAAAAAAUUUUCUUAGAAAGAUAUAAUUUGUUACAAGGAUAUAAUAAAAGUUUAGGAGCAUGGAAAAGAGGGUUAUCUAGAGAGUAUUUUUGGAAUAAAUCUAUUUUAAUCAACACAAUAACUGAUGAAUCAGUUGAUCAUCUGUUAAAGAUUGCUUAUUAUUUGAUAUUUUUAAUUAUGAAUAAACCAUUUUUAAAAUUACCUAUUGGUUCUGAUAUCGAUACUUUCAUUGAAAUAGUUGAUGAAAUGGAAAUCAUUAUGAGAUAUAUCCCCGAUGAUAAACAUUUAUUGAAUUUAGUGGUAUAUUAUGCAUUAGUAUUAAUGAUACAAUCAUUGGUGGCACAAGUAUCAUAUACUAAUGCAAAUAAUUAUACUCAAAAUUCAAAAUUUAUGAAUCAAUUGUUAUUUUUCAUUGAUAGAAUGGGUGAAGUUUUAAGAGUUGAUAUAUGGUUGAUUUGUAAGAAAGUUCAUAGUAAUUUUCAACAGAAAGUUGAAUAUUUGGAAAAAUUGAUGCUUGAUCUUACUGAAAAGAUGGAACAAAGAAGAAGGGAUGAAGAAAAUUUGAUGAUGCAACAAGAGGAAUUUUACGCCCAACAACAGCAGCAGCAACAGCAACAGCAACAGCAGCCAAAACAUGAAUACCACGACCACCAACAAGAACAAGAACAACAAGAACAGCUACAAGAAGAACAUUCAGAAAAAGAUAUAAAAAUAGAAAUAAAAGACGAACCACAACCACAAGAAGAACAUAUACAUCAAGAUUAUCCAAUGAAAGAGGAAGAAGAGAAUCUUAACCAAUUAUCAGAACCACAAACCAAUGAAGAAGACAAUCCAGCUGAGGACAUGUUACAAAAUGAGCAAUUUAUGAGAAUGGUAGAUAUAUUAUUUAUAAGAGGUAUAGAAAAUGAUCAAGAAGAAGGAGAAGAACAGCAACAGCAACAACAACAACAAGAGCAAGUUCAACAAGAGCAAGUUCAACAAGAGCAAGUUCAACAAGAUCAAAUGGAAUUAGAAGAGGAUGAAUUACCACAACAAAUGCCUACAUCACCAGAACAACCAGAUGAACCAGAAAUUCCACAACUUCCAGAAAUAUUAGAUCCAACAUUUUUUAAUUCUAUAGUAGAUAACAAUGGAUCUACAUUUAAUAAUAUUUUUAGUUUUGAUACAGAAGGAUUUCGUUUAUAA
Molecule: messenger RNA, 2976 nt
Organism: Candida albicans SC5314
Lineage: Eukaryota; Fungi; Ascomycota; Pichiomycetes; Serinales; Debaryomycetaceae
Gene: ROB1
Product: Zn(II)2Cys6 transcription factor ROB1
Exons: 2
Coding region: 1-2976 (991 amino acids)
Biological process (GO): regulation of DNA-templated transcription; DNA-templated transcription
Molecular function (GO): DNA binding; DNA-binding transcription factor activity, RNA polymerase II-specific; zinc ion binding
Source: RefSeq, a predicted model, not a curated record